AUGUCCGAUGCUUAUCCAGAAUAUAUCGAAGAAUUUAGUAUUGAGAUAGCUGAUUUUAAUCCAAUUGGUCCAACAGGCCAUAUACCUUUACCCGAAACAAUACCAAAACGUAAUAAUGGUAUUAUAAAUAUUCAAAAUGAUGAUGACUGGUGUUUUGGAUGGUGUGUCUUAGGAACAUUGCAUCCGGUUAAAGUUCAUCCAGAAAGAAAUCCUCAUCGACUAUAUGGAGCUUUCGUAGAGGAACUUAAUAUGGAUGACAUCCCAAUUCCAGUACCAGUUUCCACACCCGUUUACCAAAAAUUCGAAGAAAAUAAUCCAGAAAUCAGUCUAUGUGUAUAUGAAUGGCACAAUCAAAAUAAAUGUUUAGAAUUUCGUUAUAUAACAGAAAGAAGGGGUGAUGAAUAUAAGCAAGUAAAUCUUUUAGUAAUAACGGAGGAGGAUAGAAGCCAUUACUGUAUAAUCAAAGAUUUACACAAGCUAGUAUAUAACCAUAGCAAACAUAAAGGAAGAAAAUAUCUUUGCCGAUAUUGUCUUCAUGUAUUUUCAAAUGAAAAAGGAUUUAAUGAGCAUAAAGCAGACACGAAAAAAUGUUUAGGGGUAAAUCACGCUCCACAAUUACCAAAAGUUCCCACAAUAGAACAAUGCAUCAAACUAUUCAAUAACCAUAAAUGCAUGCAACCAAAUCCGUAUCGUAUAAUUUGGGAUCUUGAAUGUUUAAAAGAAAAGUUAACCCCAGAAGAAAAUUCGCAAUUAACACGUACUGAAAAACUCCAAAGGCAUAGACCUUGUGGCUUUUCAUAUGUAGUAGUGCGAAUGGAUAGUUUUGGUAAGUAUGAAAUAACGAGCCAUUAUUUGUAUAGGGGUCCAAAUGCUUUAAAAAAAUUUGUCGACAAGCUUGAAGAAGAGCUUGCAGAAAUUCAAGCAGAUUUAUCAUCACCUGCGGAAAUAAUUAUGGAACCAGGAGACCAUACAGCAUUUAAUGAGGCGAUAGAAUGUCAUAUUUGUGAGAAGCCUUUUAUUGAGCCGGCACCAAAAAUUUUGCAACAAUUCGAAGAAGCAAAACAUCAACUGUUAGAAUGUAAAGAAUGGGAGGCACAUAUGAAAAAAGAUCAUCCCAAAAAGAAAGACGUACAGAAGAAAUAUCAACAAGCGUUAAAUAAUCUUAACCGUAAAGUCAGAGACCAUUGUCAUAUUAGUGGGAAGUACAGAGGGCCAGCUCAUGAUGCUUGUAACAAAAAGUUACAAAUGGGAGCGUUUAAAACAAAAAUACCACUCAUUUGUCAUAAUUUUCGAGGAUACGAUUCGCAUUUACUCAUAGAAGUCAUUGGUAGAUUUACAGCGGAUAAGUUAAAGUGUAUUCCAGAAAAUAUAGGUAAAUAUAAAGCUAUGGAUGUUGGACAAUUUCGUUUUCUUGAUAGCUUCCAACAUAUGGCAAUGGGUCUUGAUAAACUUGUUGAAAGUUUUGGUGGAAAGCUCGAAAAGCUUCCUUUAUCAGUCAAGCACUUCACUGAAAAGGGGUACUCAUUAGAUCAAAUCAAUUUAUUAAUAAAACGAAAAGGCGUAUUUCCUUAUGAUUGGACAAACUCAUGGGACAAAUUCGAAAGAACAAGUCUUCCACGCCGAAAAGACUUCUAUUCUAUACUUAACCAGCAAAAUAUUAGCAAGACAGAUUAUGAGCAUGCGCAAAAAAUAUGGCAACGAUUUGGAAUGACAAAUUUCGGUGAAUACCAUGAUCUUUAUCUUGAAUGCGAUGUACUUUUGCUUGCAGACGUUUUUAUGAAUUAUACUAUUAUGUGCUUACAGGAUGAUGGCUUGGAUCCUUCCCAUUACGUUUCAGCACCAGGUAUGUUUAACGAUUCACUGUACAAAAGUAGCAAAGUUGAGAUUAAAUUAAUGUCAGAUAUGGACGAUUAUUUAACAGUUGAAAACGGAAUUCGCGGAGGCAUGACAAUGGUAAGCCAUCGAUAUGCUAAGGCAAAUAACGAGAAAUGUCCCGACUACGACCCUAAUAAACCGAAAUCCUGGAUCAUGUAUGAAGAUAUGAAUGCUUUAUACUCAGGAGCCAUGACGCAAUACUUGCCUACGGAAAUUUUGGGUAAGGUAACUCCAGAGGAAAUACCUGACAUUCAAAGAAUUGCUCCGGAUGCGGAAAUAGGAUAUAUAUUAGAGGCCGAUUUAGACGUUCCAGGCCAUUUGCAUGACUUCUUUGCGGAUUAUCCAUUAGCUCCAGAGAAACAAAUAGUACCCGAAAACUGGCUUAGUUUGUAUAAUGAAAGGUUAGUACGCGAUAAAGAGGUUGGAGGAGGGAAAUACGUAUCUGGCGAAAAGUUACUUCAAACGCUUUUGCCGAAGAAAAAUUACGUAGUUCAUUAUCGCGCGCUUCAGCUAUACAUGAAGUACGGAUUAAAAAUUACAAAAAUCCAUGGCGCAUUAAAGGUUAGACAGUCUCCAUGGAUGAAAGCGUAUAUUGAGGAAAAUAUUCGCAAACGCAAGAUAGCUAAAGCCAAUAAAGACGAAUUUGGCGUGAUGUAUUACAAGCUAAAAAAUAAUGCCGUAUUUGGGAAACAAAUGGAGAACGUUCGCAAACAUAUGAGAGUGGAAAUACUUCGAUCAGAUCAGGACAAAAAACUCACUCGUUUAGUAAGUUCACCUCUAUUUGUAGGAUUCAAAGCAUUCGAGGGUGGAAUUACAGCUGUCCACAUGUUAAAAAGUACGGAUGAAACAAAGGGAGAUCCCAUAGGUGAGGCAGUAUGUUUGAAACCGAAAAUGUAUUCAGUACUUCCAGCUGGUCAUGACCCUAAUACUCCUAAAACUGAUGCAGAUUUCGAAAAAGAGUUAGAGGACGAGGAAACUAGAAAAUCCCAGGGUAUAAAAGACUGGCAGAAAAAACAUGGUAUGCAAAAGGCUAAGGGUGUCAAAAAGUGCGUGGUCAAGAGAGAGCUUCGGCAUGACAAGUUUUUGAAAUGUCUUGAAACUCAAAAAUUAACUAGACAUGAUAUGUAUGGCUUACGCAGUUAUGAUCAUCAAAUUUAUUUGGAACGAGUAAAUAAAAUUGGAUUAAAUCCUUAUGAUAAUAAACGCUGGAUUUUAUUAAAUGGAAUUCGUACUCUACCAUAUGGGCAUUGGCGAAUUAAUGCAUAUAAAAGUAUGAUUAAAGCUGGUAUGUCUCCAGAGUUGGCCGAAAGAAGAGCAAUGGUAGCUCAGCUUCAUCCAACAUUAGAGAACAAGUAUAUGGUAAAUCCGAAGUUACUUGUCUAA
This is a messenger RNA of Paraglomus brasilianum, 3258 nucleotides long. The record is from the annotation of a GenBank genome assembly. Lineage: Eukaryota; Fungi; Glomeromycota; Glomeromycetes; Paraglomerales; Paraglomeraceae.